UAUGUGCAGCUCAGUAGCGGAAAUAGCUGAAACGGAACUUGCAGAAGGCUACCACAUGUAUUGUGCGAAGUGUGCAGACGUGCAAAGAUAUCAAACGAUGAGAACUGGUUUGAUUUUUAUAUCAAUCGUUUUAAUAUUAUGGCUCAUUUCAAGUGAGUGUUUUGAAAUCGACGGAAGAAUGAGUCCAGUACAAUCAAAAAAUAUAAUCAACGUGGUAAGGGCCAAAUUCAUGGCACAAGAAAAGGGAACUGUGCGAAAAUUAGGCAGAAAUGUUAAAGCUUCGCGUCAUAAAUCAAAAAAGAAUAAGAGGCAAACCAUUAUAAAAUGCUGCGGGAGAAAAACAUGCACCCUGUUUUCAUCUCAAAAGCAAAAUGAAACACGCAGGAAUCACACAUUGAAGAAUGAAGGCACUGCUCAACACCAAAGUACGGCUAGAUUUUCUUUCAAGCAGAAAUCAACAACAAUCACGUCGCAAAGCCUGGAGACUGAAAUGAACUCGGAAACGCAAAAAGCAACUGAAGGACCCCAACCAGAAGAAACCUUUGAGACCACAACAGAAACUUUUGAACAAACCAGCAACGGGGAACAAUCUUUUACAGCUUUAAGCACUGAUAUUAUUGAUAUACCUAUAUCGACUCAAGAUACACCCAGUACCACAACCACCACCGUUCCAUCCACGGCAACCUCUACAACGCAACCGCCAUGUUCCUGUCCAAAAAACUGCGAUCUACAGAAAAAUUUGACAGACCCAGAUAACCAGAUCAUAGAUCCAGAAGUUUAUGGAGAGUGGAAAAAAAUUGGCAAUAUAACAUUUCUGUUUGGAGACCAGCCUAUGGUAUGGUUGAGUGCUUGGCAACAAUGCUGCAGCCUUGGAAUGAAGCCUAUCAGCUUUGAAUCAUUUCAAAAGCUUAGUUCUGUAGGGGAGAUUUUUAAAAAUUGGUCGAAUAAUUUAAAGUUCUGGACAAGCGGAACAUCUAUGGGGUGUAUCAGUGGCACCUUUGUAUGGUGCGCAAGUGACAACCGAAAUUUCGAAAAUGGAAUGUGGCAUUCUAAGCAACCAGCCGAAAAGCAAGUUUCGGGGGACGUAUGCAUCAGCGCUUCCUUUGAAAACGGGGCAUUCCUUUUAAGGGACCAAUUGUGCUCAAAACGAUUUGCGUUUGCUUGUGAAGGCUUGAUGGAAAAUCCUGGCGAGUUUCUGCAAAACGGAUGUCCUGCCUCGGUACAUUGCGACAGCAGUGCGAAGGAACUCACCAGUAAUGGACUAACUCAAGAGCCAGGACCGAUAAGAGGAACAUUUCAAACCAAAUGUGGAAAACUUUACUAUUUCUCAAGGGUGAAAAAAACGUGGGCAAACGCAAGAAAUUACUGCUGUAGCAUAGGAAUGGAUCUGGAUAGCCUGUAUUUAAUUGAAAAGGCGCAAUGCAUAGCUGAAAUUUUCAGAAACUUGCCGACCCGAUUGAAUGAAACAACUUCUUACUGGAGUUCUGGAAGAGCAACCAAAUACCCCGGGAAACAUUUCUGGUGCUCAGCAGACUUGUACUUUUAUCAUCAUGAGAUAGUUUGGGGUUACGGAUUUCCGAAAAAGGAGCACGACUGCGUUUUCGUUUCAUUCAACAAAACCACAAAUAGUACUGAACUUGGAACAGCACCUUGCGAGGAGGAAAAGUUCUUUCUUUGCUCGGCAGUUUCAUACAAUAAUACUGACAAAUUCAAGAUAUGGUACGAAUGCAAGGAAACCUAUGGUCUUUACAAAGAUGAAGAAGAUCUCCUUUUAAUGUUCACAACAAAUAUGCCAGCUAACCAUCUGCUUUGUUAUGCGAGGUGUCUAGCCCAAAAUUUUGGAAAAUUUCUUGACAAGAUGACGAAGGGAAAAACGAUUUUGAGACUUCUUGAAGAUGCAUUGAAAAAUGAAACUGAUCUGCAAGUAGCCUAUGCUGGCUAUGAAAAGUGCACUAGCAUAAAAAAUGACAACCGUUGCGAUAUAGCCUACCUUAUGUUAAGGUGCUCUUUAACGACUAAUUACCAGAUGGUGCAGUAUUUGAUUGCGUACAUUUUGAAAACAGCGAACAACAAUAAUUAUUUUCCAUCUCCAUUGAUGUGCGAACCAAAUUAUCAAUACUGCGAUGUUAAUUACAUCUGCGCCAACAAUAGCACCCUAAUAAAUCAACUGCAUUCAACGGGAACAAGACAUUAUGAAAUUCGUGUUUCAGGUGACAUUGGAAAAUUGGUUUCAUUGUCAAAUGGUGCAAAAUAUUUUGUUGGGAGAAAUAUUAAUAAUAGUUUCUCGAAAUUGUCGUAUGAAGUUACUUACUCCUACUGCUGUUCAAUCGGAAUGAGGCUUUUAGAAGUUGAAAAUAUUACUGAGCUUGAAGAGUUGUUGCUACUUGAUCCAACUUUGCGACCUGAAAUUUGGACUACGGUUGGUCCAAUCAAGGAGAAUGAAAACGGAGAUUUAUCCUUCUGGUGUUCCUCUGGCGCAAAAAUACCAGAAACACUUUUUCCAAUGAAGAAAACUCCUACAGAUCCUUGCUUCAAAACGAGCAAAUGUUUGUUUCUGCAACUGAUGUCUGGAAAUAUGGCUCCAGAAAAUUCUUUGCAUUAUAGCGAUUGCGAAACAACUGAUGUUCAAUUUUUCUUGUGCAACAAAUAAUUUUGCGACUAACUUUGAAAUAUUACCUUGGAACUUGGAACAUUAUUGCCUUCAGAAUAAAUUUUAACAUAAAUAAUUUGUAAAUUUAAAUUAGAUUGGAUUGGGACUGAAUAACAGAA
Molecule: messenger RNA, 2769 nt
Organism: Neocloeon triangulifer
Lineage: Eukaryota; Metazoa; Arthropoda; Insecta; Ephemeroptera; Baetidae
Exons: 26
Coding region: 2-2650 (882 amino acids)
Molecular function (GO): odorant binding
Source: RefSeq, a predicted model, not a curated record